AUGAUGCCCGGUUUUUCCCAAGACCUGCAGGAUGUCCGUGACGCCAGAAAAACAGCUGUCAUCAAUGACGAGCUCAAAAGACUGAAUAUCGGCAUUGCCACCCUGCAAGAAACACGGCUAGCUGGGGCAGGAACACUGAAGGAGAAGGACUACACAUCCUUCUGGCAAGGGAAGAACUUUGACGAGCCGAGAGUGCAUGGAGUGAGCUUUGCAGUAAGGAACAGCUUGCUGAAUAUGAUAGAACCAAACAGUGGUGGCUCUGUGCGACUCCUAACACUCCGCUUUAACACCAAUGAAGACCCCGUCAACCUCGUCAGUGUGUACGCUCCAACGCUGUCCGCAACUUCGGACACCAAGGAUGAGUUCUACGAGAACUUUGCAUCUACCGCCAGGAAUAUACCAAGAGCUGAACAGCUUCUUCUCCUGGGCGACUUCAACGCUAGAGUGGGUGCAGACAAUGACUCGUGGCCCUCUUGCGUUGAUUCGUUUGGAGUGGGAAAACUCAAUAUCAUCGGUCAGCGACUGCUCGAACUUUGUGCCGUUCCCAACCUGUGCAUCGCCAACUCCUUCUUCAAAACGAAACCCGAACAUAAGGUCUCCUGGAGAAACCCACGCUCAAAGCACUGGCACCAACUAGAUCUGAUUGUGGUCUGGUGUGCUGCCAUAAAAAACGUUCUCCAUACGACGCUCUUACCACAGUGCGGACUGCGACACAGACCACUCCCUGAUGUGCUGCAAGAUCAGGCUGCAACCAAAAAGGUUCCACGGUGUAAAGAAUCCGGGGGCCUCGCGCAUUGA
Octopus bimaculoides (California two-spot octopus) is the source of this 798-nucleotide messenger RNA. Its product is annotated as protein CFDP2. The record is from RefSeq and is a predicted model, not a curated record. Lineage: Eukaryota; Metazoa; Mollusca; Cephalopoda; Octopoda; Octopodidae. Gene Ontology annotation, molecular function: catalytic activity.